This is a messenger RNA of Phytophthora megakarya, 333 nucleotides long. The record is from the annotation of a GenBank genome assembly. Lineage: Eukaryota; Oomycota; Peronosporomycetes; Peronosporales; Peronosporaceae.
AUGAACCUCGACUCGUCGUUCCAAAAGCACUUAGAGACGAUGUCUUACAUUAUGGUCACGAAGAAUUCCAAGGAGGUCACCAAGGCAUCACCAGGACCCAUAAGCGAAUUCUAUUGGCCCGGCAUGUAUGCGGAUGUAGAACCCUUUGUGAAGGAAUGCGUUGACUGCGCGAGUGUAAAAGGAAACCCUCCACACACUGGACCAUCGCCCGGGAAUAUUGAACCCCGACAACCUUUCAAAGUGGUUUCGAUGGACUUCGUGACGCACAUGCCGAAGUCCGACCGAGCGAAUACAUUUUGCUGCUAUUCCAGGAUAUGUUUUCUGGAUAUGUGA